AUGACCUCCAAAGAUCAGUGGAUUGUUACCGAAGGAGCACCACGGCUAGCUGCACGUGUGUAUGAGCCAACCAAAGGAAAUGUUCCAUAUCCUGUGGUGAUAUUUGCGACUGGUCUGGGAACAGUGAAAGAAAACAGAACCUCCUCAUUCGUGAAACCAUUCGCGCACGCAGGCUACGCAUCUGUAACUUUUGACUACGCAACUUGGGGAGAAAGCGAUGGCGAACCGCGACAUACAAUUCGACCAAAUGACCAGUAUCGCGACAUGUGCAACGUUGUUGCUUGGGUUCGUCAGCAAAUGCAAUUCGAUUCAGCUCGGAUCGUUGUAUGGGGAUCAAGUUUUGGAGGUCUUCACGUAACGCGUUUACUCGCAGAGGAUUAUGAAAUUGCUGCUGGGAUAUCACAAUGUCCUUGCGUAGACGCCGCAUUAGCAUCAAGAAUGAAACCAUUCACAACCACAUUACGAAUUGGAUUUUGGGCCGUCCUAGAUCUUUUGGGCUCUGUGCUUGGAUUUGAUCCGAUCUACCUUGCCUGUGCAAAAAUGAAGGAUGACAACUAUCAAGGUCCAGCUCUUAUGGAGGCACCCGAUGUUGCUGAAGGCUAUGCUCUGGUAGUCAAUAAUUCGAGCAGUCCAUUCAAGAACCGACUGACCGCCCGAUCCAUUCUCUCGUUUCCAGCUGCUAGACCAGCGUUGUUGGCUGACAAGAUUACUGCGCCAUAUCUAAUAGUCGUUCCAGAAUAUGACACAGUUGCACCUCUAAAGGCUGCGCAGGAAGUUGCCGAGAAGGCGAAGAACGGGGAACUAAUCACUGUUCCAGGUGGCCACUUCGACUUGUAUGAUGGCAAGAUUGGAUUUGAAAAGAAUAUCCAGGCCCAACUGCAGUUCCUCCAAAGUAAAGUGCCGGCAAGAAUCUCUCCAAACAUCUUCAUGUGCCAAUAG
Messenger RNA from Verruconis gallopava, 939 nucleotides. RefSeq lists its product as uncharacterized. Lineage: Eukaryota; Fungi; Ascomycota; Dothideomycetes; Venturiales; Sympoventuriaceae. Gene Ontology annotation, molecular function: hydrolase activity. The record is from RefSeq and is a predicted model, not a curated record. The coding region runs from base 1 to 939 and encodes 312 amino acids. The transcript has a single exon.